CGGAACGCAGACGAUGGCACAUUGAGGCUGGACCCCACGCUGGCGAAGGAUAUCGGCGAGCAGUGGCUUUCGAGACAGAAACAGUUCGCACCCAUAUACAAAAUCCGACCGGCCUGCAUCCACUUCAUAGAUGCUGACAAUGCCGUUCGGCGGCUGAAUCUCGUGACCCUGCAGUGCGAGCGUCCUGAACCCCUAGAUCCUAUGAGCGUGCACUCCGUGUUCAUGAACAACUCCCGUGGCUCGACUGACGCCUCGAGCGCUGCUGAUUGGGACAUGGUGGACCAGCAUGGGCAACGCAAGGCCGAGGACAGGAAGGUACUCGAGGCGAAGGAGAAGAGCCUGGAGGAGAAGGUGGUCGGCAAGCCGACUCCAGCAGAUAUCAUGGACCGGCUCCAGCAGAGACGGCAACAGGACGGUAG
Molecule: messenger RNA, 419 nt
Organism: Prorocentrum cordatum
Lineage: Eukaryota; Dinophyceae; Prorocentrales; Prorocentraceae
Source: the annotation of a GenBank genome assembly